GAGAGUGGAAAAUAGAAAUAGAAAUAGGAGAAAAGGGAAAACUGUUAAUGUUUGUCCCGGGUCUCAAAAAAGCCAUCUCACCGCUGUGUCGCAGUUUCGUAGCGAAACCCUAGGCUUAGAGAACCAAAGAGAAGAGAAGAUGCUGAGGACAGCUGGGAGGAGAGCUUCGCCUCUCUCGCGUUGGCCCCUGCGCUCCGCUGCUCCAUCUUCUUCGUCCGCCUUCAUCUCUCCAAACCAUGAUGAUGAUGCCUCUUCCCUCAGAUCCAUUUCUCCUUCCCUCGCUUCUAUUUUCCUCCAACAUACCAGAGGGUUUUCAUCUAAUUCAGUUUCUCCUGCAUAUGAGAUGGGUUUAGUCCCAGAUCUCCCACCCACAGUGGCUGCUAUUAAGAAUCCCACAUCAAAAAUUGUUUAUGAUGAGCACAACCAUGAGCGUUAUCCACCUGGUGAUCCAAGCAAACGUGCAUUUGCUUACUUUGUCUUGACAGGAGGCAGGUUUGUCUAUGCCUCAUUGGUGCGUCUCCUGAUUCUUAAGUUUGUACUGAGCAUGUCUGCCAGUAAGGAUGUUCUUGCCCUUGCUUCCCUUGAAGUGGAUCUUUCCAGCAUUGAGCCUGGUACAACUGUUACCGUGAAGUGGCGUGGUAAACCUGUUUUCAUCAGGCGCCGAACUGAGGAUGACGUCAGUUUGGCAAACAGUGUUGAUCUUGGCUCCCUUCGCGAUCCACAACAAGAUGCAGAGAGGGUUAAGAAUCCAGAAUGGCUUGUGGUUGUUGGGGUAUGCACCCAUCUUGGGUGCAUUCCUUUGCCAAAUGCUGGUGAUUUUGGUGGUUGGUUUUGCCCCUGCCACGGCUCCCAUUAUGACAUCUCUGGUAGAAUACGCAAGGGACCUGCGCCAUAUAAUCUGGAGGUGCCUACUUAUAGUUUCCUGGACGAGAACAAGCUACUUAUUGGUUAAUAAAGUAGGUAAAGAGUUGUACUUGUGGGCAAUUUGUAGCUGCUGGAACUAAAUUAUGAUCUUGACGAAAACCAUACACACACUUUAUUUCCUUAUGUUUAACUUUGUGAGUUUUAUAAUUUUGGAUUUGUACUUGCCCAUCAGUUUUGGGUAGAUCAUCAAUUUUUGAGCAAAUAAUUUUGCUGGCUGCCUGCUAAGCUUUUUCCA
This is a messenger RNA of Lycium ferocissimum, 1159 nucleotides long. RefSeq names its product cytochrome b-c1 complex subunit Rieske-1, mitochondrial. Gene Ontology annotation, cellular component: membrane. NCBI's taxonomy places the organism in Eukaryota, Viridiplantae, Streptophyta, Magnoliopsida, Solanales, Solanaceae. The transcript has 2 exons. Gene Ontology annotation, biological process: mitochondrial electron transport, ubiquinol to cytochrome c. The coding region runs from base 140 to 952 and encodes 270 amino acids. Gene Ontology annotation, molecular function: 2 iron, 2 sulfur cluster binding; quinol-cytochrome-c reductase activity. The record is from RefSeq and is a predicted model, not a curated record.